UGUGCCGGGGCUACCAAUCAGGGUUGCCAAAUCCCCCAUUGCAAUCCACACACUGCCGGCCAAUUAGCAACAGCUUGCUGCAGACUGCACCGGUUUCCGCUCAGCCAUGCAUAAUGCACUCUCUGUAACCAAGGAUACUCAGUGUCAGGGAAGUAAAAGGUGUAUAGUGAGAGUCUGUGUGUAGUAAGGCAAGGGGGCUGUCACUGUGUGACACUAGAGCACUUGUACUACAACUCCCAGAAUCCCUGGCUAAACCUGCCAGCUGGAUAAUAACAUUACCCAGGAGAGAGCAUUUUUAUUGUUAGGUUUACUCAGGGCUCUGAUUCUAUAUAGAUAACGGGUCCAGGCUGUGCCCCCUGCAAAUGAUCAGGGAAUCUACUGCCCCAAAGGUCAGCACCAUGGGCUCCAUGUGGGAGGCAGCGACGGAUUUCUACUCUUGGGCUCUGCACAACGGAGACCCCCGCACUGACCCGUGGCUCCUAGUUUAUUCCCCGGUUCCAGUGAUUCUGAUCUUCGCUGUGUACCUUGUGCUUGUGGCCCUGGGGCCCCGGCUGAUGGACAAGCGGGAAGCCUUCACCCUGCGCUCUGUUCUACUUAUUUACAACCUGGCACUCGUCGGACUGUCGGCCUACAUGUUCUAUGAGUUCCUAGUGACGUCGGUGCUCGCAGGGUACAGCUAUUUGUGCCAGCCUGUGGAUUACACUGACAGCCAAUUGGGCCUACGGAUGGCGCGGGUUUGCUGGUGGUUCUUCUUCUCAAAGGUGAUUGAGCUGCUGGACACGAUAUUUUUCAUCAUGAGGAAGAAGUUUAACCAGAUCUCGUUCCUCCAUGUCUAUCACCAUGCAACUAUGAUCUUCAAUUGGUGGGCAGGGGUCAAGUAUGUUGCCGGUGGACAAGCUUUCUUCAUCGGCAUGCUGAACUCCUUCGUUCACAUCUUCAUGUACCUGUAUUACGGCCUGGCUGUGCUGGGGCCCAAGGUGCAGAAGUAUCUGUGGUGGAAACGCUACCUGACUUUGUUGCAGCUGACUCAGUUUGGAGCAAUCGCCCUACAUUCUGGCUACAACCUUGUGACAGACUGUCCAUUCCCUGAUGGCUUCAAUGCAGCUGUCUUUGCUUACAUUGUCAGCCUCAUCAUCCUCUUCCUUAAUUUCUACUACCAGACUUACUUGCGUCGGCCACGUGAGAAGAAGUUGUAAGGGAACAAGAUAUAUAACAAAUUGUCCUCCCACCCGUGAAGACCAGAAGGACCAACAAAACAUGUGAAGCUUUGGACAUGGGGGUGGGACAGAAUGAUAGAGAAACCAGACAGACAGAUGGUCAUCUAGUCCUCCAAUUCACUGAUGAAAUGGAUCAACAAUAUUGCUAUUUUUAGUAAACUCAGGGAAAAUUAAGAGUUUCUACUGAGCAGAGACUCCAUUUGCAUCAGUAUCUCAUGAGCUCAGAUUGAUUUCCAACAGGGGUCUUUGUACAAAACAGUUUUGGGAACCAGGUCUGAUUGCUCGGUCAACUCCUCAGGGAUCACCUUCCACAGGAGACACUUCUCAACACUGGGAAAUCCACUGAUCCAUACAUCUGGGCAUUCUAGAACCCAAGUGUGUCUCCUCAACUAUCUCCUCAGAGAUAACAAUCGAGGUUCCAGAACUCUUUGCCUGUGUUUCCCUUCUCAAGAACACAACCAGUCCACCAUAUACAUUGUUCCACAACUAUUUACUAUAUUCAAUGAUUCAAUGACGGUAAAAUAAAAAUUCACUCUACAAUUCAGAGGGAUCUAGAUAUAUUAAGCCAUAUCGUGGACUCUACACACAUUUCCACAUGGAACAAACCUAUGGUUUCCAUUUUAUACCAAACCAUCUAAAGCACAUAAUCCAACCUCCCAUACUUUAGAACUUCACCCCAACCUCAUGUAAUUUGCAACAAUUCUUUUUGCCUUUGACCCAUCAAAGGCCCGAUGACCUUCUCACAUCUGGUCUGUAGUGGCAUGUGUCUUAUCGAACCAAUUACAAACGAUUACCUUCUCCUCUACAUCCGUCGAUGGCCAAAAGCUUCUUACUGAUGAAAGAGAGUCUGAAUAAUAUAAUUCAUUAGAUGAUUAGAGAUACAACUAGAAGAACCCAUACCUCCAAAUCCUGUGAUUUUUGUGACCUAAUCUUGUUUCUCUAUGACAUUUGGGCUUUAUGACAUCAUUUUGAAUGGUCUUCCCCAUUUCUAAAUGGCCAGUUGUUUUCUUGUAGAUGUUUUGUUCCAGAAUUGCAGCUUUCACUCAGGAUAAUACUUGAAAGACAGUGGUCUCUUGCCUUCAGGGUCCAUUUAAUUGGUGCUUGACUUGUUUGAUGUUUAGAGGCACGGCAUAUUGGUUGCCUUCACCUCAGAGCUAUAAAUCCAAGAUGUCAAACCAGUUAUGUAUUUCUCAUGGCUGUAAUACAGGGAUCCCCAACCAGUGGCUCAGGGGCAACAUGUUGCUCCCCAACCCCUUGGAUGUUGCUCUCAGUGACCCCAAACCAGGGAGUUAUUUUUGAAUUCCUGACUUUGGGGCAAGUUUUGGUUGCACCAAGUGCACUGACAAAUCAAAUCUCUUGUAAGCUGAUAGUCCGCAUAAGGGCUACCAAAUAGCCAAUCACAACCCUUAUUUGGCACCCCCAGGAACUAUAGUUUAUGCUUGUGUUGCUCCCCGACUCAUUUUACAUUUGAGUGUGACUCGUGGGCAUAAAAGUUUGGGGAUCCCUGCUGUAAUACAAUGAAUAUUGUGGCAUACUGAUUGGUAGCCAUGUUGGUCAUGAAUACAACUUGGAAGGUUCAACCAUUAUAAAGGUGAAUAAAACAAAGCUUUCCACCAAUAA
Xenopus tropicalis (tropical clawed frog) is the source of this 2837-nucleotide messenger RNA. RefSeq lists its product as hypothetical. NCBI's taxonomy places the organism in Eukaryota, Metazoa, Chordata, Amphibia, Anura, Pipidae. Bases 363 to 1196 code for a protein of 277 amino acids. Gene Ontology annotation, cellular component: membrane. The record is from RefSeq and is a predicted model, not a curated record. Gene Ontology annotation, molecular function: fatty acid elongase activity. The transcript is spliced from 8 exons.